Messenger RNA from Mauremys mutica (yellowpond turtle), 1910 nucleotides. It is a transcript of the gene TMEM207, whose product is annotated as transmembrane protein 207. The transcript has 5 exons. The coding region runs from base 47 to 496 and encodes 149 amino acids. Lineage: Eukaryota; Metazoa; Chordata; Testudines; Geoemydidae. The record is from RefSeq and is a predicted model, not a curated record.
GCUGCAGCGAUAAAACAUAGCCUUACAGGGGCUUCUGUUGUUAACAAUGUGGAGACCCAAAGCUCAGUGUCUCACCUGGCUGAUCUCAGAAAUUGGAGGCCUGUGUCUGACAUUAUUCCAGUUAGCAGACUCCGAUCCGAAAUGUGAAGCUGAUGAACUAUGUGUUAAUUACAAUGAGGAGCGCCUCAGUGCCUGGUAUGUCUGGUUAUUGAUCUUGUUCUUUCUGGCCAUGAUCCUGUCCUGUGGGAUUCUCUUCUGCCUGCAGUGCUGGCUGAAACGACGGAGCAGCUUCCCCUCCCGGCGCACGCUCACCGUCUUUGCGCUCAGUGACUCCGAUUCUCUUGGUGUAAGUGAAACUUCUCCAUAUGCCUUUUCCGGACUCCAUGCCCACUCUCCAAACCCAGAGCUGUGCCCUUCUCCCGCCCUGCACGUCGGCACCGGGAGGACUGGAUCGCCUCCUUCCUACGAGGAUAUUAUGACAGCAGGCAAACACUAGGGGCCUGAUUCAUACCUCCCCGUGUUACUCCGGAUCUACACCAGUGUGAGAACAGAAUCAGCCAUGAGGCUGAAGAGGAGACAGAGGAAGUAUUUUAUUUUUAAAUUAAAAGAGGGAACAAAAUGCAAAUAGAAGAACACCCACGUUCCCAUUAUACUCCAAAGGACCACAUUGCAGAGAGUAAAUGUUCACCUUCCUUGCAGGCUCAAGAUCUGGAUCUGAAGUUCAGGCUUCUCCAAAGUUUAGGUCUGUCUGUACCCAACAUUUUUGGUUCAACCUGAACAUUUAGCCUAUUUAAUAUCCUAAUUCCUCCCAUGUGCUUGCAGCUCCCUGCCUUUCAGGAGCAAAGGCUAAGGCAUGACUAGGCAGCAGCUUCUCAAGUUGGAAAUGGAUGGGUUUGCUUCAGUCAUUUGGCACCGAGCCAGCAUGGCACCAGGGAGCGUUAGAGUUACACUGUUAUACUGUGAAGUGUGAUGUAAAUAUUCCCCAUGUAAGUGAUGGACUGUUUGCCUCCCGUGAAAUGCGUAGUACGGUUUAAAAGAUACAGACAGUGCAAAAUGCAGCAGCUUGAAAGGCGGCAGAGGGAAAGCAUGAACCAUGGACUCUUCAACCGGAACCAAAUUAAAAUGUUGCUCUGGUUAUUUUCAGUUGACGUAAAUACUCUUGAUUUCAGUAUUAAUAUUGUGCCUGUCUAGGGUGACCAGAUGUCCCGAUUUUAUAGGGCCAAUCCCGAUUUUUGGGUCUUUUUCUUAUAUAGGCUCCUAUUACCCCCCACCCUUGUCCUGAUUUUUCACAUUUGCUGCCUGGUCACCCUGUGCCUGUCUCCACUUCGGUAUCUGUCAUAACCAGAAAGGAAUGGAGCUCAGCACUGCAGCGCUGUGUGCCGGCCCUGCUCCAAAGGCCAGGAAGGGGACCAGCAUCUGAGACCACUGCCUGCUUUCCCAUUGCCACGUUCCAGGCCUGUUGACUUCCUAAACUCACCAGUGCUGAGAUCCAAGAUUCUGGUUUUGGCUUUGAAAUAACAAUAGUUUAUAAGUAAUCGAACACAGCGAGCGCCAUGGGUGGUCUGUAUUUUAUUCUGCACAAAGCAUUAUCGACUUAUUAUUAUUUACUUGGUUCUAAAUAUGUUGCUGCUUUUAAUUUCAUUGACUGUCACCUUCUAGUCAUAUUACUGGAGAGGCUAACAAGCAAAGAGGGUCCAGUUUUCACGAUACACCCUCAUUUUGAACACCUUCAAUAAUCCGCGUUCAUGUCAAAGAGAGUGACUCUUCUCUCCAACGUCCAGCAGAGGGCGAUACAGGCUGUCAACUGUGAUUAAGGGGCUUUUUGGAUACAUCAAAAUUGAGCUUGCCACAGAGAACAGGUCACGGUUGCUGUGUUAUUGUGCGGGUUUAAAAUUUGGUUUGUUUCACAU